GGGGACGAGGAGGAGGAGGAGGAGGGGGCAUGGGUGGGCGCGUGGGGCGGCGUGCGGGCGUUCGCGGGCGCACUGGUGCACCGCGCCGCUCGCGCCGUGCCCGUCUCAGAGACCAGCGUGGGCGCCCUCGCGCUCUUCUUCGCGGGCCUGCUACCUCCGGCCAUGACUCACCUGCUCUUUUACCCUCUUUACAGAUUGGUUUUCGGCACUCUCUACCCCGCCUAUGCCUCCUACAAGGCCGUGCGAACGAAGAACGUCAAAGAAUACGUAAAAUGGAUGAUGUAUUGGAUUGUCUUUGCCCUCUUCACUUGUGCAGAAACAUUCACAGAUGUAUUUCUUAGCUUUUGGUUUCCAUUUUACUAUGAAAUCAAAAUCAUCUUGGUGCUAUGGCUCCUCUCGCCAGCAACAAAAGGUUCCAGCAUUCUGUACCGAAAGUUCGUACAUCCAAUGUUGAGCCGACGAGAGCAGGAGAUUGAUGAGUACAUAGCAAAAGCCAAGGAACAGGGCUACACCACUGUACUCCACUUGGGGACCAAAGGUGUCAACUAUGCUACAUCAGUCAUUAUGCAGACUGCAAUUAAGGGUUCAUUAAUGGUUUACGAGCAACUUAGACGCAGUUACAGUUUAAGUGAUCUCAGCACAGAUUCCGAUAUGGCCGAUGUGAAUAGAAAUAGCAAGAGCAAGAUGUUGACCAACAUACCAGAUGAAGAUUUGGAAGAAACUGAUGAUGUUUCAAUGGAUGAUCACAGAGUAAGGCGCUCAAGAGGCUACAGCCCAAGACGGUCAGCGUCUGGAUCAGGAAGAGUUGAAAUGUACUUCCCAGAAGUUGAUGUAGACGUCAGACAGCAUGGAUCUCACUCUCGUGAUCCCAGUCUCACAUUAAGGUAGAUGUCAUAAGUGACUUUACAAAUUUUAAAGAAAGUGACAGCUUUGCCAUGUAUCCACCAGGGCAUCAAAUUGUAAUUUAGUGUGUUCUAGUUCAUGAAAAACCAAGUAUGUGUGUUUAGGAAAUAUUCGGGGAAUAGUUAAAGAUAACUUAAAACAAGAUUGUUUUUUAAUUAAUGUACUUUUUGUCAUUCUAUUAGUAGCACUUACCACAUUUCAAAAAGGAAAUGUGUCCAAACAAAGAAGGUAAGAAAUUUUGUGCCGAGUUCAUUUGCGUUCUAUCAGCUUUUAUUAUCAUUCCUAGUCAGAAGUCCUACAAUCAAUGCAUACAAGAGUAUUAUUCCUGACUUCCCUGUAAUUCCCCUCCAUCAUCUGAUUGUAACAUCAGUCAAAAGUGGGCUGGUGUCUUAUUUUUUGCACAGAUUUGAUGCCUUGGCUUACACACAAAGUAAAUAUCUGUAAACAUGUGCAGAAAUGUACUCUUUUUGUAUUGCCAAAAUAAUAUCUAAUAUGAAAAUGAUUAUCAAAGAUACAUGCUAUUUAUUGCAGUUUAUUCGAGGUCUCUUAAGAAAAUAAGUUAAUAGGGGUCAUGAAUAGCAAAGUCAGAAAGAGAGUUUGUUAACUGUAGAAGUAUGCAAUUCACGUGUUCACCUUAGCCAGAUUCGGUCAUCUGAAGAUGUGAGUUCUGGUUACUCAAGCGCUGAGCCACUCUACUCGGGCCACCAUCCCACACGAUCGGAAGGACUGGCGACAAGUCGGGAGCCUUUGGUGCGCACAGCUUCUGUGGGCGGGGCCAGCCGAACUGCACGCACUCGUACAACUCGAGGUGGAGCUGUUCCAAAACGAUCAUCCCCAGCUGAGGUUCCGGGAUUUGCAACUCUUCCACGCAGCAAGAAACCCAGCAAGAAGAAAAUCCAGUGAAGAUUAAAAUUUGAGUGCUUGGUACUGUUUCACAUUUGCUGGUGAUCUAAAGAUCAGUUAGAGGCAAUGAAGACAAGGAAGAUGAUGAUGAAUAGCAGACAUGAUUCAAAGCAGGCAAUGGAGAAAAAAAUUAAGAAUGUUUCCCUUUCUGCUUUCUUCAGUAAUACAUAUCAAUUUUUUCUUUCUUGUCCAUUAGUUUGAUUAAAUGUCAACUUGUUUGUUCUCUUAUAGCGUUCUAAUAGCCAAUUGCUGUGGUUAAGGAUUUUCAUUGCCAGGUAACAAUUGCUGAAAUUCAGCCUUUAUGAAUGUUGCUUAUUAACAAACUGAAAAAAUUACAUUAUCUUACAGUAUUUGAUUUGUUAAUAUUCAGUGUGAAAAAAUUUUCACUUUUGGAUGCUGUCACUGAACUAUGCUUUUUUGAAAAUGUGUAUGUUGUGAAUAUGUUAUAUAUGCACGAAGUGACCAGAAAUGAAGAGGAUGUUCUGUAUGUGUAAAUAGGUGUGGUUUUGUACAAUCUUGAUCUGAUCUAGGUAUUAGUGUGAGAUUGUGAUUGGGAUAUUGAUUGUGAAGGCCAUUGUGUACCCUGUAUGUCACAAACAACUGUAUUGAUGAUGAGGAUGAUACGCUCUAGUUAAAUACAUGCUUUAAAAGCAUACUUUUUAUACCAUUAUACAAUUAGAAUGAGUUUAAGUAAUUGUAUACAUCAUUAUAAUAAUUAUUGUUCUACAAACAUUCAUGAGAAAUAUUUGUGCUUCAAACUUUAUACUUGUUGCUUGUGAAUACAAGAAAUGAAUUUGUUUAUAGUGCCAUGUUUAUAAAUGAGAAGUGAGAAAUGUCAUUGUCUGCAUGACGACCACUUAGCAUAGAUCAUUAAAAUGAAGAUUGUACACUCCAGCAUUUCAACCAUGAGACUGACCGAUCUGGUAGAUAUAUAUUGACAGAAUUGAAGUAGGGCACUAGCAGGCUUCAUCUCUUAGGGAAAUGUUUGCAAAAUAAGAGAGUUUACAAUUUUGGUUUUGUUGUUAAUUGUUUCUUGUUGAAAUCAUAAAAACACUGACAACAUUAAUGUACAAUAGUUGUCCUUGUUUUGAGUAGGCUUAUGCUGUAUUGAUAUUAUGUGGCUAUUGCUUAAAUUGUAAAAAAAAUUCUUAAAAAAAUCGAAGAAAACAGGUGCUGAAAAACAGGGUGCUCUACUUGUGAAGAGAUGAACAAAACAAAAGUUGGUAGGAGCACCUACUUGCUAGGAAGAAUGUAUUUCGAGAAUAAAGAUAUAUUGUUAUCAGAU
Gryllus bimaculatus (two-spotted cricket) is the source of this 3091-nucleotide messenger RNA. NCBI's taxonomy places the organism in Eukaryota, Metazoa, Arthropoda, Insecta, Orthoptera, Gryllidae. The record is from the annotation of a GenBank genome assembly.